AGUAAACGCACAACAAAAAUUUCGGGAUGCCAGCAAGGAUUUCAGGAAAGAUUUCGGAGCUCAAGGAGAUGAGAUACUACAAAGAUUUCCAGAUUUCAGCAAAAGUGUAACUUAGAGAUUUCAGUAGGUUAACACAUGACCUGGAGGCCGACCGGGAGUGACCUGGAGGCCGCUCUGUUCUUCCCAGAUCCUAGAGCCGACCCACACCGACCGUCACCCUUCAUCCAGGCGGCUUUCAAAGGUGAUGUGGACGUUGUGGGGUACGUUGUACGUAGCUACCCCGCGCCCAAGUACGUCGACUACGCGGACACCGUCCAUUUCGACUCG
Molecule: messenger RNA, 327 nt
Organism: Geodia barretti
Lineage: Eukaryota; Metazoa; Porifera; Demospongiae; Tetractinellida; Geodiidae
Source: the annotation of a GenBank genome assembly